CUCUCCUCGCAAUUUCUCCGCCAAUAGUUGCAAUCUUCUCACUCUUCCGUCAAUCAUUCUCUGACCUCCAGUGGCGUCGGCUCAAUGGUGAGAAGAAACAAACACAGUAGUGAAAUUCCUAAUCCUAAUUCAUCAUCUUCAGUUGAGUGUAUAGGAACUACCACUAGAACCGAAGAGUCUUCUCAAAGUGGUAGAAUUUUAACAAAGUGGAGAGCAUCACUUAAGCCAGAGAAUGCAGAAGCUUUGAUUACCACUCAUAGUUGGAUAUUUGGCUAUGAUAUUGAUGAAGAUGAACGUGACAAACUUGAAGAAGGCAUUGAGUUGGAUUUCAGGCGUUCUACUCGUGAUAAGCAUCAAAUUGAUAUGGGGAAUGACUUCACUUGAGAAUGAACUUCUAAUCAUUUU
Molecule: messenger RNA, 405 nt
Organism: Cuscuta campestris
Lineage: Eukaryota; Viridiplantae; Streptophyta; Magnoliopsida; Solanales; Convolvulaceae
Source: the annotation of a GenBank genome assembly